GGUCUCCGGUUGGAGAGACUUUCCGCCCUCCGACCUCAUCGACCUCACCGUGCCGGCGGCGCUGCAACCGGGCACCACCUACCGGCUUACCUUCCCGCCGGGCGCCGUCGCGGAUGACAGCGGCAACAUCUGGACCGGGCGGAGCCUGACCUUCACGACCCUGGCGUCGCUGGGCGAGGAGGCCGAGGUCGCGGUCGAG
Molecule: messenger RNA, 199 nt
Organism: Prorocentrum cordatum
Lineage: Eukaryota; Dinophyceae; Prorocentrales; Prorocentraceae
Source: the annotation of a GenBank genome assembly